Messenger RNA from Dermacentor andersoni, 6276 nucleotides. RefSeq lists its product as uncharacterized. Gene Ontology annotation, cellular component: membrane. Gene Ontology annotation, biological process: sensory perception of taste. NCBI's taxonomy places the organism in Eukaryota, Metazoa, Arthropoda, Arachnida, Ixodida, Ixodidae. The record is from RefSeq and is a predicted model, not a curated record.
UAUAAUAAUAAUCUUUAUUUCACUCAUGAAGUAAGGGAGUGCGGGAAACAAAGCUGACAAGUCAGCUUGACUAGUUCCCAGCUCCCCGGAGUACAAAACAGAAGAAACAGAACACUUUUCGCAUGGCAAUAUAAAAACCACAAACAAAUAGUAAUAGUAAUGCAGCAAUAACUUGUCGAUAACAGUGAGAAUAAGUAACUAUAGAAAUAAAAAGCUUGUUAACAGCGUGAUAGACCAAUGUUAAAGGAAACGUACAAAAAUGAAAAACCUGCAAGUAAAAAGCGCUACAUAAUGAAGGUAAAGACGAAAAAUAAAACGGCACACAUUUGUAUAGUAUGAAACAGUACAUUGGUACAUUGCAAUGCGUAUAGCGUACAUGCGCAGAGAUGAAAAAACCACAUUAAAUUCUGUCAUGGGAAAGGAGCUUUGCCACAGAAGAACAAUUUCAGUUUCUGCUUCGAUGCUGUUUCGGGAGUGAAACCGUUGUUAUGGCAGAAAUUUAGCAAAUGCGGUAGCGUUCUGUUUACCAUUUGUUGUCCGUAUCCGGUUCUGCACGUUUUGAUUAGCCAUGGCGCUGUGUUUCGAUUCUCAUAAGGUGUGGUCCUUUUAGAAAGCGAUGCCAACCGUAGUAGGGAGUAGCUGUUAUUUUCUAUUUCAAGCUUAUAACGUGAACAAAGGCAAUGCGGGUAUAGGUCGUCUAUUUUCUUUAUACAUUACUUCGAGAACAGAGGGUGGGAAGGGUGACUCAUGGGGACGUUUUCAAUAUUUCGUAAAAUUUUUUUCUGUAAUAUCAUGAUUCUUUGCAAAUUACCUUUUGUUGUGUUCCCCCAAACUAAUUGGCAAUAUUUCAUAUGUGAGUAGAAUAGCGCAUUGUACAAUAGAAGCUUAACCUUUGACGGUAGAAUGUAUCUGUUGGCGUAUGUCGAUCCAACGAUGCGAGACAGUUUUGACACAACGUGGUCGAUAUGAAUGUCCCAGGUCAUAUUUUCACUGAAAUACACUCCAAGUAUUUUAAAUGCACUUACUAGUUCAACCUUCUGAGUUUUGCAGCUUAAUAUCUGAGGUAACGUUAAUUUUCGUUUUUCGCACGGUAUAUGACAGCCUUCGUUUUACUAACGUUUAUUUUCAAUUUGUUAAGUUGCGCCCAUGUAUCUAAUUCUACAAGCGUUCUGUUCGCUCUCAGAAUCAGCUCAUCCGUACUUUCUGCAGAGAAUAACAGUGUCACAUCAUCAGCAUAAAUGACGAAUUUCACCUUAGGAUCGACGUUAACAAUGUCAUUCAAAUAUAAGUUAAACAAAAAUGGGCCCACAAUACUCCCUUGAGGUACGCCGGCAGAAAUUGGUAAUAUAUUAGAAGAGCAGCCAUUUAAAUACAGGUACUGCUUGCGCUCACUAAGGUAGGACGUCAGUAGUGGUAGAACCGUUCCGCGGAAUCCGUACAUUUCAAGUUUCCUUAGCAGGAUAGAGUGAUUCAAAUAAUCGAAAGCUUUCGUAAAAUCCGCGUAUAUUCCACGGGCUACUUCUUUAUUUUCAAGCGAUUGCAGGUUAAAUUCUUUUUGUUCUAACAGUGCCAUUUCUGUUGAUCGAUAUUUCCGGAAGCCAUACUGCGCGUCGUGAAUGAUAUUGCAUCGUUCGCUAAAAUGUUAUUCUAGUAAGAGCCAUUUUUUCAAAUCCUUUUGAGAAAACGGGUAGUAUGGAUACUGGUCUAAAAUUUGUAAAAUCAUUCUUACUACCUUUUUUGUGCAAUACGCUCACUUUGGCCAGUUGCAUUUGCCCCGGAAAUGUUCCUUGAGAUAAGCAAAGGUUGUAUAUGUAAGCUAAGCACUCUGCUAUGUUUCCUAUCACAAAUACAAAAUGUAAAAGAAGUAUUCGUUUUUCUCGGCAACCACUUCACCGAACCUCACGAGGUUUGUUGCAUUUAAAAGAAAAACCUAAAAUCUAGUUACUGUUGGUUUCGUAUUUUUGAUUUCGGCAGUCAAUUUUUUACUAGAUUGGCGAAAAUCGCACAUUUUCAGAAAACUAAACUAUCAGGUUUACAACUCCUUAUCUCAGCAAUGAAAAACGGUAACACAAUGCUGGGAAUUGCAUCUCAUAGUACAUCUAAAUCGGACAAAAUUGAUAUGUUACACAUGAUUCUCAAAAAAUUUAGUAAUAUGUAAAUAUAUAGAAUUUGUCCGCUUUGAAUGAUAUAAUGGAGGCCGUUUAAAGAACCGCGAUACCUGUUCUUGAUGCAGAGUUACUAACUUAUAAACUUCGUGUGUCUUUUUUUCGAACUUGCGAAUUAUUGAAAAUGCUUUUAACAAUCUUCAGGCCAUAAAUCGAAAUUCCGCUACCAACAGUCACUGGAAUUUAACUUUCACUCUCAAAUGCAGUAAAUUUCAUUAAGAUCGGUCCAGGGGUUAUCUCAGAAAAGCGUUUUUGCGUUUUACAUGUAUUUGAAUAGGCCGCGUCGGAGUUGGGCCCGAGCUAAAGCUUCCUCUUAAUACGGAUCACGACAACGACAGCGGGUAUGCGCCUGAAAAAAAUGAAAAAAAACUUAUGCAAUGAGAAAAACUUAUGCAGGUCCAACGCACAUGCUGGAAUCUAUGUUCGAGGGACUGACAACCAAUUUUCAUGGUAGCCAUUUUUUUCAGUGCAAUGGAAAGCUUACCUGUCAGAGUAUAUAAUCAUGAAGUACUAACGCCGAAAACGCCGUGGAACAUUUUUUCGUCAGAAUUUUUCGAUCUGCAGCGAGGAUAUGGUUGUUCACUGGAAGCAUGCUGAAAACGGUGAUAUGUGAGCGCGAUAACGAUUAUACGCCGGAAUUAAUGGGAGGCAAGCGACAAGUGUGGCCGUAGCUGUGACGAAGUAUGAUUUUGUUUAUCAAGUUGGUGUUCCUGUGAUUCAUGUUUUCCGAAUCGACUAGUAUUUCUGUGAUAAUAGCUAUGUGUUUUCGUGGAUUCCUGCCCCCAACUGCUUUAGUAUUUAACUUGUCAAAACGAAACCAACCGGAUCGAAAACGAAACGACGCCUUUACGCGUGAUUCAGCGUGUUGCGAGUUUUUGAUUUCGGAAGCAUAGAAUAAUGCGCGAGUGUCUGAUAAUAUACCAACUGCAAUUUUAGGCAAUAAUUAUGGUGUGCUUAAUAACAGUCGACUUACAUACAGUAAUAACAUAGAACACAUUCGAAGUAGCAAGAUUUCACCGCGAGGCCUCGCUACUUGCGGGUUUUUCAGUCUUUCUUUGCCAAUUUAAAAUUAAAAUUCCUACUUAAAUUGCGAACAGUGUGCUGGAUUCUUUCACUAUAAAUCAGUCAUUUCAUUUCCAUCAAUGUCUCACAACACAUUCCGGCCAGUUGUCAGUCCCUUUAAGCGAACCUUUCGUGAAGCGUUUAUUGCUGGUUAAUAAAAUGCAAUAAAUUUGCCCAUAUAAUUUCUGCGCCUUUGGCGUAAAGCAAACUGGCGCGCGCACGUGCUCUCGCGUACCCGUGCGAGGCAAAGUGACAAAUCUUAUAUACACAUAUUCUGCAAAGCUUCCAAUAUGCAUACCCGCCGUGGUUGCUCAGUGGCUAUGGUGUUAGGCUGCUGAGCACGAGGUCGCGGGAUCGAAUCCCGGCCACGGCGGCCGCAUUUCGAUGGGGGCGAAAACACCCGUGUACUUAGAAUUAGGUGCACGCUAAAGAACCCCAGGGGGUCGAAAUUUCCGGAGUCCUCCACUACGGCGUGGCUCAUAAUCAGAAAGUGGUUUUGGCACGUAAAACCCCAUAAUUUAAUUUUUUUUCCAAUAUGCAUAUAAGGUGACCAUGUAUAUGAAGCUAAACCUAGUCACUGAUAAAUAAAGGUUGGGUAGGCUUAUUUUCUUACUGAGUUAUGCAACUUCGUACAUAAGUAUGACAGAAGAAAUGGCCGCUACAUGCGUAGGCCAGGAAAGAUCAGGGCUAAGAUACACACCAAGGUGUUUAUAUGAUGGAGCGUUAGAAACAAGUGUUAUUGAUCUAAUAGGCAUAUAGUCGGAGUUAGUGCGCAUACGGCUAAAGGAAACUUGCCAUGGUUGAAGAGUGGGCGUGUUGGUAUAGCAUAUUAGAGAUUGGAUUGCGGAACAUUUUGACAAGACACAAAAGAGAAAACAGACACGACAGGGCGCUGUCGUGUGUGUCUCGUCAAAAUGUUGCGCAAUCCAACAUCUAAUAGUCUAAAAGAAAUUACCUUGCAUUUGAGUUAUUAAGAGACAUUUUCCAAUUUUUGCACAGACCAUAGGUUAGAUUAAGGUCAUUCUGAACAGUAUAAUGAUACUAGUGCGGUAAAUGAUGCAGUCGUCAGCGAACAAUCUAAAUGAAGAUGAUAUAUAAGCGGGUAAAUCCCUUAUGUAAUAUUCAGCAACUGCAUGCCGCCCCCUGCUAAAAAAGCUUUUUCAGGAUAAAAACGAGAAAUGUAUAUUAGAUUGCCUAAACAUACGAAGCAGAAGAGGCUGAAAACCCAGCUGUUAGCUGCGUACCAUAUCGCAAUACAAUCUGUCUACCUUCCGUUCUCCUUUCUCGCAGUGCCUUCGAGGAGCGCGCAUCAUCAGGAAAGAACAAUGGACACCAGCGGUUCCGCAGUUUUUCGCAGCGUCCAGGUCAUGAUGCUCACCAGCAGAAUCGCCGGUUGCCCUUUCGUCGACGACCUGUGCAAAACAAAAGCUCGCGAGAGGUUCUCCAUGCUUUCACCAAUCCGAGGAUUGCUUCGCCUUGUUUACUUCCUCGUUUGCGCGAGUCUUUUCUCCUGCCUUCUGUCGACUUACGUCAUCAUCCGGCUCUGGUUCAGUAGGCCGACCGACCAGAUCACCAUAGUAACUCAAGCGGGCAACUACCUAGUCGUCUAUGGUCAGGCCAUGAUCAGCUUCCUCAACAUGGUCCUCAGGCGAGACCUGCUAGCAGACAUCGUUCUCUCGGCAGUAAAGCUCGAACCGAACCUCUUCUUGGACACGAGAAACGCUAGCCGCCGUCUUUGGAAGUUGUCGCUCCUCUGCCUCCUUUUCACGAUGGCGGACGCAGUCAAGCUGUUCGCGGGCCACAGCGGUCACAUUGCAGUGGCGUCCCUCCUGUUAGAAGGCCAAAGCGAGCACCUGUUCAUGUUGGCCUACAUCGCGAGUUGCUUCCUCCUCUCCGUCUGGUACAACAUGGUCUUCUGGCAGAUCGUCUGCUUCUCCAGCCUGUUUCGCGAGUACUUCGCCACGCUGGCACGUCGCCUAGAAGGCAGCUUGGAGCGUGACUCCGCGCACGUCGACGAUGGAAGGUGCCUGGCCGCCGAGUAUGCGCGCGUGAAUCUGGUCGAGCUGCAAAGGCUCUUGCGCAAAGUUGACGCAUUCGUCGGACCACAGGCGCUGUGCUACUACGCAGGCAGCGUUUUCUUCCUCUGCGGGAUGCUGUACAGGAUCGCCGUCUCGAGUAAUACGCUGAUCCAGAAGGUGUCGCGCUGGAGCUACACGGCAGCCAUGGUGGCGGGCCUCGUUCUCUCUACUGCUGCGGUCGGCAGCAUGAGCAGCCAGGUGUCAAGAAUUCAGAGUAUCAUUCAAGCUUCGAAGUUUCAGAAACUUUCAGAUGCAGCCACACACAGGCUGCACAUAUUGCUAUUAGCUGUGGAGGAGCUACGAGGCUGCCUGACCGGCUGUGGAAUGUUUGUCAUCAACCUCCCACUGAUUGUUGCCAUUGCCGGUGCAGUGAUCACGUACACUGUUGUACUGGUUCAGACCAACGAGAGCAUCAUGGGAAACAAGUGCCUGAAACCUUAACGUACACUGCUGUGUUGACGAAUCAGCCACGGACGUGGUUACUAUUUAAAAUAUACACACGAGGGUGAAAGGGGCAAUAACUUCCUAGUUUAUUCAGAACACAGACCCAUGAUUAAACACACACAAAAAAAAACAUCGAAGUAUGUGCCCAUCACUUAACGAGAUUAUAUCAACAGAUCCAAUGAGGGCCAUAACAACAUGCAAGCACAGGAAGAAAUUUGCCCUUGCAUUCCAAAAAUUCCAACUCCAUCAAAGAUAUUAGGGUUAUUGCAGACAUGGUUACCGUACACAUGUAAGUGCGCAGACUGCAAAGGCUCAAUUAAAUGGGAUCUGGAAAAUGUUGCAUUAAAUGAAGGUCCUGCAUGGACCAAGUCUAACUCUAGAAGACAUACUGGCAGGCCUCAGAGCGCCCAAAUAAUUUACUAAAUGGCUUUUAUACGAACCAGUUACAGCUUUAUUUUCAAGGAGGUGAAUGCUUCAUGACACAGAAGCUAAAAAACAUGGGAGCAUAACGUCGCUGACUCGGUCGU